AUGUCGUCGUCAGAGGGUGCGCCGGAGUCAUGGAUCUCCUCCUUUUGCUCGUUGAUGGGCCAUGAGUUCUUUGCCGAAGUGUCGGAGGACUUCAUCGAGGAUGAUUUCAAUCUCACCGGGUUGCAGUCCCAGGUGCCAAUGUACAAGGAGGCCCUGGAGAUGAUUCUGGACGUGGAGCCAGAAGAUGACGAGGAGGAAGAGGAAGAAGAAGAGGAGGAGGAAGAUGAGGAUGAGGUUCUGGGCGACGAGCGACCCCUCGGCUACCGGAGGGCAGGCGACCGCCGGCAUGCUCGCGUCGCGAGUGACUUGAGCGUUAUCGAGAGCUCCGCAGAGCUGCUUUACGGACUGAUCCACCAGCGGUACAUUACCUCGCGCCCCGGUAUCCAACAGAUGCUUGAAAAAUAUGAAAUGCAACAUUUCGGUGUCUGCCCCCGCGUCAACUGCGGAGGUUGUAAGGUCCUUCCCGUCGGCCGAUCUGAUACCCCGGGCCAGGAAACGGUCAAGCUCUUCUGCCCCGGUUGCAUGGAUAUCUACACCCCGCCUAACAGCCGCUUCCACUCCGUGGAUGGCGCAUUCUUCGGCACGACUUUCGGAUGCCUUUUCUUCAUGACCUUCCCAGAUCUUAGCGUCGGAUCACGCCUGGACGGUCCCCUGUCUGCUGCAGCCCGAGCUCAGUCUACGCUAGCCAACCGAUCCCCUCCUCCCCAGAUGCCGAACGAACCACCCACUCCCGAAGAGCAACCCGUCGAAAUCAACGGCAUGCACACGUCUAACUUCUGCCCCGGCCUCGGACGCGGCAAGAUCUACGACCCCAAGAUCUACGGAUUUAAGGUAUCCGAGGUCUCGCGGGUCGGCCCGCGCAUGAAGUGGCUGCGAAUGAAGCCGAGGGAUAUCUACGAGGUGGAUGAGGCACGCAACUACGAAUUGAAUGCUGCAGACCGCGAGGAAGAGGCACGGGAACACGAAGCACGCGAACGUGAGGCUGACAAUGAUGGCGAUACGGAAAUGAAUGCUGAACAAUCACAAGAAGCGGCAAUUGCGAAUCGGAAAAAGGCACCCAUGCGCCGACGACGACAGGGACCCAGCCAGACGGCACCUUCGGACCAAAUGAGUGUGCAGAGCGCAGAGAUCGGCUAG
This is a messenger RNA of Penicillium cataractarum, 1137 nucleotides long. Its product is annotated as casein kinase II subunit beta. Gene Ontology annotation, molecular function: protein kinase regulator activity. Gene Ontology annotation, cellular component: cytoplasm; protein kinase CK2 complex. Bases 1 to 1137 code for a protein of 378 amino acids. Lineage: Eukaryota; Fungi; Ascomycota; Eurotiomycetes; Eurotiales; Aspergillaceae. The transcript has a single exon. The record is from RefSeq and is a predicted model, not a curated record.